GCUGUGUGUCUACUCGUGCUCGGCAUGGCCGGAUCCGGAAAGACCACCUUCGUUCAGAGAUUGACGGCUCACCUUCACGCUCUCGGACAGCCCCCGUACCUCAUCAACCUGGACCCCGCCGUACACGACAUCCCCUUCCCCGCAAACAUUGAUGUCCGGGACACUGUCAACUACAAAGAAGUGAUGAAGCAGUACGGCCUGGGACCCAAUGGCGCCAUCGUCACUUCGCUCAACCUCUUCGCCACUCGCUUUGAUCAGGUGAUGCACUUCUUGGAGAAGAAACAGCACAAUCACAGGUACGUCCUCAUCGACACGCCAGGUCAGAUCGAAGUGUUCACGUGGUCGGCGUCUGGCGGCAUCAUCACAGAAGCCCUGGCGUCAUCCUUCCCCUGCGUGGCGGUCUACGUGGUGGACACGUCUCGCAGCGUCAAUCCUGUUACCUUCAUGUCCAACAUGCUGUACGCCUGCAGUAUCCUCUACAAGACCAAACUGCCCUUCGUCGUGGUGAUGAAUAAAACGGACAUCAUCGAGGAAAGCUUCGCGGUGGAGUGGAUGAACGACUUUGAAGCUUUCCAGGAUGCCCUGAACCAUGAGCGCUCUUACGUCAGCAACCUGACCCGAUCCAUGAGUCUGGUGCUGGAUGAGUUUUACUCCGACCUGAGGGUGGUGGGUGUGUCCUCAGUGACAGGCCGCGGAUUGGACGAGCUGCUGGUCAAGUUGCAGGAUGCUGCAGAUGAGUACCAUAGGGAUUAUCAACCAGAAUACCAACGACUACGCCGGCAACUGGCGGAGGCUGAAAGUAGAAAGCAGAAAGAGCAGUUGGAGCGACUGGGCGAGGAUCUCGGUGCCGUCCGCGUGACACCACCUUCCGUCGCAGAAAGAGUUGAGGAGGGCGGGCCCAGCGACCUGAUCAUGACCCGUGGCACCCCGGACUCAGACGAGGAGAACGAGGACGACACGGACGACGUAGACCACGAAAAAACUGAGGAGAGCAAAGAAAAGGCCGCCUUUGGAAACUUCCUGCGCGAGCGUCGUCAGGUGGUCCAGGUCCGAAAUCGCAAGUCAGCACGCAAAGGAGCGCAAAGUGGCAAGCGAAGGAAUUUUAAGGACGCUAAUGACGAGCGCCUAGAUGAGGCGCUGAGUGACAUCAUCUGGCAGAAGGACGGCUGCGCCGUGAGAAGCCCACCAGCUGCAGCGGUGGUAUACGUCAUCCUCCUCGUCUUCAUCAGCAUGAGGGGCGACAUCAGAUGUAGCUGCGUGUCAGAUUUGUUUCACCACUGA
Molecule: messenger RNA, 1281 nt
Organism: Nerophis lumbriciformis (worm pipefish)
Lineage: Eukaryota; Metazoa; Chordata; Actinopteri; Syngnathiformes; Syngnathidae
Source: RefSeq, a predicted model, not a curated record